This is a messenger RNA of Etheostoma cragini (Arkansas darter), 4188 nucleotides long. It is a transcript of the gene slc6a15, whose product is annotated as solute carrier family 6 member 15. The transcript is spliced from 12 exons. Gene Ontology annotation, molecular function: proline:sodium symporter activity. Gene Ontology annotation, cellular component: membrane. The record is from RefSeq and is a predicted model, not a curated record. NCBI's taxonomy places the organism in Eukaryota, Metazoa, Chordata, Actinopteri, Perciformes, Percidae. Gene Ontology annotation, biological process: sodium ion transmembrane transport; L-leucine transport. Bases 384 to 2591 code for a protein of 735 amino acids.
GUUUCUGGCUGAAAGCAAGAGAAGUAUCGGCACCGGAGUCUUUGGCAGCACACCGGCCGCACUGGUUCACAUAGAAACAAGUGAUAAUGUCUCCCCCAUGCAUGUGCUCUCAUAAUUUUAUUCCUUGAGACGCAUCAUUCCAGUGAAAGGACGACUUAUUCUACACUGACAUUUGGUGAUAAUGACGAAAUAAACCACUUCCUGAUCCCUCGACCUCUACAAACUGUCUUAAACCCCACGGGCCCUUGAACCCAAAUAUCUUCCAACUUUCAGCUUUGCACAGUCAACGUUCCAAAAAGUGACUUUUCCCAGACGCCGGCCCUGCUCUUCCAGCCUGCCAACUAAAAAGACGUUCCACCCCUCGCCCUUGUUUGCUUUAUCAAAUGCCCAAAAACAGCAAGGCCGUCAAGAGAGAGCUUGACGACGAUGUCACAGAGUCUGUCAAAGACCUGCUUUCCAACGAGGACGCCUGUGACGAUUCCUUCAAGAAGAGCUCGUUGAUCGUCAGCAACCAUGAAGGGGAAAGGAAAGAGUGUGAUGUGGAGGAAGGGGGCUCGGAUGGAGAGGAGGAGGAACGCCCAGCCUGGAACAGCAAGCUCCAGUACAUCCUGGCCCAAGUGGGCUUCUCUGUAGGGUUGGGAAACGUCUGGAGGUUCCCCUACCUGUGUCAGAAGAACGGAGGGGGAGCGUACCUCGUGCCCUAUCUCAUUCUGCUGAUAUUGAUUGGCAUCCCGCUGUUCUUCCUGGAGCUCGCCGUGGGACAGCGGAUCCGCAGGGGCAGCAUCGGAGUGUGGAACUACAUCAGCCCUCGGCUGGGGGGCAUUGGCUUCGCCAGCUGUGUGGUGUGCUUCUUCGUGGCUCUCUACUACAAUGUCAUCAUCAGCUGGAGUCUCUUCUAUUUCUCCCAGUCCUUCCAGCAACCUCUGCCAUGGCAUGAGUGCCCACUCAUCAAGAACAAGACCAGUACAUAUGUGGUCCCAGAGUGUGAGAAGAGCUCGGCUACGACCUACUACUGGUACCGUGAGGCCUUGGACAUCUCUGACAACAUUUCUGUGGGUGGAGGACUCAACUGGAAGAUGACCGUGUGCCUGCUGGUUGCCUGGUCUAUUGUUUGUCUCGCCAUGAUUAAGGGAAUCCAGUCUUCUGGGAAGGUGAUGUACUUCAGCUCCUUGUUCCCGUACGUCGUGUUGAUUUGCUUCCUGGUCAGGGCUCUGCUCCUGAAGGGCUCCGUGGACGGGAUUCGACACAUGUUCACACCCAAGUUGGAGAUCAUGUUGGAGGCCAAGGUGUGGCGAGAGGCGGCCACGCAGGUCUUCUUCGCCCUGGGCCUCGGCUUCGGCGGCGUCAUUGCCUUUUCCAGCUACAACAAGCAGGACAACAACUGCCACUUCGAUGCCGUCUUGGUGUCUUUUAUUAAUUUCUUCACCUCUGUGCUGGCCACCCUGGUAGUGUUUGCAGUGCUGGGCUUCAAAGCUAACAUAAUGAACAGCAAAUGUGUCACACUAAACACCAACAAGAUAGUGUCAUUGUUGGGGAAAGGCAUUGAACCAAGCCUGAUACCCCACCACAUCAACCUCACUCACGUCAGUGCUGAGGACUACCAACAGAUGAUCGAUAUCAUCAAAGGGGUGAAGGAGGACCAGUUCCCCAUGCUGGGACUGGCGUCCUGCAGCAUUGAGGACGAGCUCAAUAAGGCAGUCCAAGGCACAGGCUUGGCCUUCAUUGCCUUCACAGAGGCCAUGACCCACUUCCCGGCAUCGCCCUUCUGGUCCGUCAUGUUCUUCCUGAUGCUGGUUAACCUCGGCCUGGGCAGCAUGUUCGGCACCAUCGAGGGCAUCCUCACUCCGCUGGUAGACACUUUCAAAGUCCGCAAGGAAUUUCUCACAGUGGGAUGCUGCGCGUUGGCCUUCUCCAUUGGCCUCCUGUUUGUUCAGCGCUCAGGGAACUACUACGUGACCAUGUUCGACGACUACUCGGCUACUUUGCCUCUGCUCAUCGUGGUCGUCCUGGAGAACGUGGCCAUCGCUUGGGUCUACGGGAUUGAUAAAUUCUUUGAAGACCUGAAGGACAUGCUUGGCUUUACGCCGUACCGUUUCUACUACUACAUGUGGAAGUACGUCACACCCAUCCUGCUGCUGGUCCUCCUGUGCGCCAGCUUCAUCCAGCUGUCCAUGACGCCGCCCAGCUACAGUGCCUGGAUACAGGAAGAGGCCAAAGAGCAGAGCUUGCACUUCCCUCCAUGGGGCAUCGUGGUCUGCAUCUCCCUGGUGGUGAUGGCCAUCAUGCCUGUGCCCGUGGUCUUUGGCCUGCGCUACUUCAACAUCAUCGACGACAGCACAAGCGGCCUCUCCACCGUCGCCUACAAAAAGGGCCGCAUCAUCAAGGAGACUGCCCGGCCGGGCGAGGAUGACGACACCAGCCUGAUCCAAGGCAAGUCGCCCAGCGAGCAGCCCUCGCCGAUGCCCGGCAACAGCAUCUACCGCAAGCAGAGCGGCAGCGGUGGCCCUGACGCGGACACAGCACCCAACGGCCGUUACGGUAUUGGUUACUUGAUGGCCGACAUACCGGAUAUGCCCGAGUCGGACUUAUAGACUGACUAUAGUAAGCCCUGCCCGGCCAUGCCGGCUGGCCACUCUUCCCCUCCACCCCUCUGCGUGCGUUUAGUUGCCCGUAUCAUACAUGUAUAUUUCACUUGUUCUGUAUAUUCUUUGUAGCUAUCGUAGCUGCUCUGUUAUUUGUCGUCUCUGAACCUUAUAUUAAAAAAAAAGGUGUGGGAACAAAUGUCAUCAUUGUCUAACCCUUUACCCGUUUGCUUGGCUGCGUCCCAAUCUCACCUCUAUCUCCUGCUCCCCUUUGCUCCCUCCUCCUCGUAGAUGCUACAGGAGAGAAAGAAGCAAUGAGGUGGACUCUCCAUGAGGCCUUCUUGAGCAAACUGCAAAGAGGAGGCUGCAAAGGAAUGUGUUAGAGCUCCUGCACACUGCCUGCGUGGCAUAAGCGUGACGUUUCUAUUGCGUGGCGGCUGUGUGGCGUUUUCUACGUCUUUGCAACAGAAACGUGUCUGACGGCUGCUGCUAGCCUUGUAUGUGCACGUUAGAAUUUCUCAUUGACUCAAGCAGUAGUAUACUUCCUGUUAAACAUAAAUAUAUGUGGCCAGGUAGGUUCAGUGGGUAGAGCAGACGCACAUAUAUGCAGAGGUCUUGGCUCCGAGUCUGAUCAGUGACAAUUUCCUGCAUGUCUUUCCCCUUUCUCACCUAGCUGUCCUGUCAUUAAAGGCAGAAAAGACCAAAAGAAUCAUCUUUAAACAUAAAUAUAUACUGAUUUGAUGACAGCAAAGUUGAUGGCAAAAUAGGCUACAGAAUAUUUUGUUCUGUAGUGACAGGGGAAAUAUUUAAAAAUCAAUAUUUUUUUUUAAAUUUGAUUUAUAUCUGCUUUCAUGUCAAAACCUAGAGACUUUCAAACAUCAACAUGUGACUUAUUAAAUGUAUUUUUUGUCAAAAUGACAUAUAAACAUCUUUUUGUAUUCUAUUUUACGCGGAAACGCUUCAAACACGCUUGAGUAUCGCGUGAAAACUAGGCAUCGGUCCGAUUUCUAGAAUACACGCACGUGUGUGUUACGCAGGCAGCCCUGUGCAGGAGCCCUUAGGGGUCCAAGAGGUCAUCUUGGGACUGCGUCUGUGAGCUGUGUAAAGCAAGCCAGCUUCAAAUCCUGCUGUAAAAAGCUGUUUAUUGUGAUAUUGUGAUCCCUAACCGCUGGCCAACAAGUCCUGAGGUUAGCAGCAGUGCGAGACUCAAGAGAUUCUUCUUGUUGAAGUUCAGGUCAACCUAGUUCAAACAGUGAGAAAACGGCCUUUGAAACCACUCCUAUGAUUGUUUAAGACAAAAGUGUGCCUAAGUCAUUUAUAUUUGUUUAUAGAAUACAUGGACGUUGUAUAUUUAAGGUAUUCUGUAAAUAUAAUAUAAAUAUUAUAAAUAUAUUUACUUUGAUAGUUUGGAUAUAAGAACACCAUGUUUUUAAGGUUCAGAAGUACUUCAAAUCCUUAACUCGUCUUUGUUUUUUACUAAUGUGCUGUCAAUGUUUGUGAGGACUGAUUUCUCUUUGUAAAUAAUUUUUUCCAUGAAAUGGCUUCAAAUGCAAAUGUCUUUUUUCCCUGUCAAGAUUAAAGAUCUAAUAUGGUCCAAAACCUGAAA